This is a messenger RNA of Fimicolochytrium jonesii, 3027 nucleotides long. Its product is annotated as Spb1 C-terminal domain-containing protein. The record is from RefSeq and is a predicted model, not a curated record. Gene Ontology annotation, biological process: maturation of LSU-rRNA from tricistronic rRNA transcript (SSU-rRNA, 5.8S rRNA, LSU-rRNA); rRNA methylation; maturation of 5.8S rRNA from tricistronic rRNA transcript (SSU-rRNA, 5.8S rRNA, LSU-rRNA). Lineage: Eukaryota; Fungi; Chytridiomycota; Chytridiomycetes; Spizellomycetales; Powellomycetaceae. Gene Ontology annotation, cellular component: preribosome, large subunit precursor; nucleus; nucleolus. The coding region runs from base 227 to 2911 and encodes 894 amino acids. The transcript has 3 exons. Gene Ontology annotation, molecular function: rRNA (uridine-2'-O-ribose)-methyltransferase activity; rRNA (guanine) methyltransferase activity.
UCAAGUCGUACUUUUUGCGGUUUCUCAAAGUACUCUGGUUGCAGACUGCCAGGAGGGACAAGCGGUUCAUUGUGAGCUACUGUUCCGGAGGAGCUACGGACGAACAGGCUCUUCUUUUGCCACCUGUACGACAUUGCGGCGCUUCUGGGGCCCACCAUUCCCCCGUUUUCAGUUUUCUCUCCGCUACACCUUUUUCCCACCGUUCUACUGAUACCUUUCGGCAGCCAUGGGUACGAAAAAGAAGUUCGCCAAAGGGCGUUUGGACAAGUACUACUAUAUGGCAAAGGAACAGGGUUACCGUGCCCGUUCCGCCUUCAAGCUCAUUCAGCUGAACAAAAAGUACAACUUCUUGGAGAAAUCGAAAUGCUUGGUUGAUCUUUGUGCCGCCCCCGGUGGUUGGCUGCAGGUCGCCUCAAAGUAUAUGCCCAAGCCGAACAUUAUCGUUGGUCUCGAUUUGGCGGCUAUAAAGCCCAUUCCGGGAGUUAUCACCCAUGUAGAGGAUAUCACAACGCAGAAGUGUAGAGCAACGCUGAAGAAGGAGCUGAAAACAUGGAAGGCUGAUGUCUUCUUGCACGAUGGAGCUCCCAAUGUCGGUACUUCAUGGCUUCAGGAUGCCUUCACGCAAUCCGAGCUAGUAUUAGCAUCGCUGAAACUCGCCACCGAGUUCUUGAUGCCUGGCGGUGUCUUUGUCAGCAAAGUCUUCAGGUCGAAAGAUUACAACAAGUUGAUCUGGGUGUUCAACCAGUUCUUCGAGAAAGUCGAGGCCACGAAGCCCGCUUCGUCUCGUAAUGUCUCCGCCGAAAUCUUCGUCGUGUGCCGAGAGUUCAAGGCACCGAAGAAGAUCGACCCUCGUUUGCUGGACCCGAAGUACGUCUUCAAGGAAGUUGACGAUGUAGCUGAGGAGGAUAUGGACGAGAAGAAGAAGAAGGAACGCCAGGGAGCGUUGCUGAACGAUUUGUUCCACCCGGAAAAACGUCGUAGACAUCGUAGUGGUUACGCGGACGGGGACUACACUCUCCACAUCGCCAACAGCAUCGGAGACUUCAUCAAAGGUCCCGACUUCUUGACGGCUUUGACGAGCUCGAACGAGUUGAGAUUCGACACCGACGAUUUCAGCAGGUCGAUAGGGGAACACCCGAUCACGACAGAAGAAAUCAAGCAAUGCUGUAAGGAUCUGAAGGUGUUGGGCAAGAAAGACUUCAAAGAUCUACUGAAGUGGCGCGAUGCUCUCCGGCUGGAUCUGGGGCUCGCAAAGAAGAAGGAGGAAGAUGCAGAGAAGGCUCCAGAGGAAAACGAGCAGCCCGACGACCCCGAGACACUAGCAGAGCGCCUGAACGAGGAGUCAAAGGUCGUUGCAGCCCGGCUGAAGCGUGAGAAGCGCAAAGCCCGCGAGCGCAAAGCCAAGCAGCUCCUCAAGUUCCGUCUCGGAAUGGGCACACCGAGCGAUAUCGGUCUUGACGCCAGUGCCGAGGCUGGCGGUCUGGGCACGGACAACAUCAACGACGACGGCUCCCUGUUCCACUUGAACGGGCUGCCAGCGGACGAGAUGAAGAAAUCAAGAGCGAUGGUCGCCGCUGAACAGGCUGCCGCGGAUCUCAUGCUCACGGACGACGAAUCCGAGGGAGACUAUGAUGAUUCGGAAGACGAUGCGCAAGACGACGACGAGGAAUACGAUUCCGACGAAGACGUCAAGCGGAAAGUCAACGCAAUGGAGUCGCAGCUCGACGAUCUCUACGAGAAGUUCUGCGAGCAGCGGUUAGAGAGGGACCCGAGCGCGAAAGUGCGAAAAGCGAAAGAAGGCGCCAAGGCGUUCGAGGAGUGGUACGGGAUUGAGUUUGAUAGCAAGCAGAGUAACCCGGAUGCGGUGCCUGGUACGGCGGAUUCCGAUAGCACUGAUGACAGUGAAGACUACGAGGACGAGGAUGCGAUGGAAAUUGACGAGCCAGCACCCAAGCCUGCUGUCGCGAAGGGAAAGAAGCGGAAAGCCUCAGCAGCAAUAGAGCCAGAGGAGGAAGAAGAAGCCGUCAUCGAGACAAAAUCGCUGUCGAAGCGCGCCAGAACCUUCUUCGACAACCCACUCUUCAAAUCCCUCGAGGAGCCCGUGAAGAAACCACAGAAGGCGAACGGCAAGCCUGAAAAGGCAGGCCUCUUCGCCAAGGAGAUGACGGCCGCUGAUGAUGAUAGCACUGACGAUGAGGAUUCUGUGCCUAAGCGGAAAGCAAAGGGCAAGAAGAACUCGGGGUUCACUGGUGAUGAGAGUGAUAGCGAACAGGAGGCUGGUGGGGCUGGGUUUGAGGUUGUGCCGGCUGGGUUGGACGCGAAUGGGCAGCCGACUGACGACUUCGCCAUCACAACCGCCGAAGCCUACACCCUCGCCCAGCGCAUGCUCCGCAAAUCCGGCAAACGCGACGUCAUCGACGAAGCCUACAACCGCUUCGCCCACAACGAUCCAGACAACCUCCCCGCCUGGUUCGUCGAGGAAGAAAACCGCCACAACAAACCAUCUCUCCCCAUCACAAAGGAAGCCGUCGCCAUCAUCAAACAGAAGCAACGUGCCCUGGAUGCCCGACCAAUUAAGAAGGUUGCUGAGGCAAAGUUUAGGAAACAGAUGCGGACUGCACGGAGGUUGGAGAAGAUGCAGAAGAAGGCGAGUAAUGUGAUGGAUGAUGAGGGUGGGGAGUUGACGGAGAAGUCUAAGUUGCUGGAGGUGUCCAAACUGAAACGGAGGGCGAAGGCGAAGGCGGAUGUUAAGAAGAAACCGACGCUUGUUGUUGCCCGUGGAUUGAACCGCGGGAAACAGGGGCGGCCGAAGGGGGUUAAGGGACGGUAUAAGAUGGUUGAUCCGAGGAUGAAAAAGGAGAUGAGGGCGGAGAAGAGGGCCGCGAAGGCGGGCAAGAAGCGGAGAAAGUAAACUAUCCGUGCGGCGUUGGUUGUAUGUAGCAGAUAGGUGCUCGUAAUAGCCCUCGGCGAGCUGAUUUGCCGUUUCACGUAGAUAUCAUAUUUAUCCCCACAUGUUGUAUGCUACAG